Messenger RNA from Lotus japonicus, 540 nucleotides. Its product is annotated as pectinesterase inhibitor 1-like. The coding region runs from base 1 to 540 and encodes 179 amino acids. Gene Ontology annotation, biological process: negative regulation of catalytic activity. The transcript has a single exon. NCBI's taxonomy places the organism in Eukaryota, Viridiplantae, Streptophyta, Magnoliopsida, Fabales, Fabaceae. The record is from RefSeq and is a predicted model, not a curated record. Gene Ontology annotation, molecular function: pectinesterase inhibitor activity.
AUGUUUAAGGUUUUCUCAUCCCUCGUGCUAGGGUUUCUUCUAUUUGUUGCAUCUUCGCAUGCUGCCAACAAAGUAGUGGGUGUGGGUGAGCUUUGCAAGCAAACAAAAAACCCUUCAUUUUGUUUAGGCCUUCUAAACUCAAACCCAGGUGGGAAAGACCUUGUUAGCCUUGGUCAAUACACUAUUGAUGUGGUUCGUGCCAACGCGACCAACACAAUCACUCUACUCAAAUCUUUGGUUGCAAAAAGCGGUCGUGAUCCAAAGGCAAACGCCCAUUACAAGAAGUGCUUAGAACAUUUUGAGUCCGAUGAGGGCGUUCUUGGUGAUAUUCAAGACACUCAAGAGGCUUUGAAGAGUGGAGAUUAUCUUGGUGUGAAUGUGCAUGCAAGUGCUCUCUUAGAUGAAGUUGAUGAUUGCAUUUCAGGGGAGUCUCCGGGUGAAUCCCCUUUUCCUGAUCGCUCGUUACUUCCUAAAUAUGGUGGUGUUAUGCAGCAAAUUACAAGCAUUAUCCUUGUCAUAUCAAAAUAUUUGGCAGCUUGA